Molecule: messenger RNA, 2076 nt
Organism: Lodderomyces elongisporus
Lineage: Eukaryota; Fungi; Ascomycota; Pichiomycetes; Serinales; Debaryomycetaceae
Gene: HGC1
Product: cyclin
Exons: 1
Coding region: 1-2076 (691 amino acids)
Source: RefSeq, a predicted model, not a curated record
AUGAUGAUGAAUGUCACUAGACCAUUGACCCCACAAUCGAUAAAAUCAGACCAGCAGUCCAAACUGCGGUUCCCCUUGGACCAAAACUCACUACUCCAGCAACAACAACAACAGCAACCAAAAACUUUCCAACAGGUUCAGUAUCCACAAGAAUUGUAUGAGUCUGAGCUCCAUAUCCACGAGCAAGCACUACAAGAAUAUAGCCUAGAUGUCAGAGACACAAUGCUUCAACUUUUGGAGAUUAGCAAACCAAACAUUUCCCUAUACAAGCAGCAACCAUACCUUACAUUUGCCAUUAGAUUGAAACUUGUCGAUUUCUUACUCAAAAUGUCUGUGAGACUCAAGGUUCUCCCGUUUGUGUUUUUCAAAGCAGUGAAGCUCUUUGACAGGUAUUGUUCCAAAAGAGUGGUGUUGCUCGACCAGGCUCAAUUGAUCAUUACUACAUGUUUAUGGAUCACCAGUAAAAUGGUUGGUGGCAACAACCAUUUUGUCAACUUGAACAACCUUGAAAGAAUAGGCGCACACAACUUUAAGACUAUUAGUGACUUGGGAUUUGGUGCUGGAGGCAAAUUUAUUGGCCCCACAGAAAGAUUCCGCAUGCCCAAAUUACACGAAUUGGUUAAAUUGUGUGGAGUAAAGUGUAAAUACGACCAAGGUAUGUUUAAGCAGAUGGAAGUACACGUGUUGAACACUUUGGAAUGGAACUUGAAUGAUCCAUCCAUUGAAGAGUUUAUUGUUGCUAGUCACGAAUUUAGCAUAUUGGAGCAACAACAUAGUAGUGGUGGCUAUAGCCAAAACAAUAAUGGUGAAGGCUGUAACAAUGGUGGUGUAGUAGUGGUAUUUGGUAACUAUGGUGGUGAAUUGUUCAAAGUUAAGGAGUACUUGAGCUAUGCUGCAUUGUACAAUUCUGAGUUGAUUGAUGUCAACUCUUUAGAAUUGGGUCAAGUUGCACUUGACUUGAUCAAUGAGGUGUUCAAUAUUGACGAGCUGAGUCCCAAUUAUCAAGUUUUAAACAGUGAUUGCGACAAUGUUUUAAGUUUUGAUCAGUUGAGGUACAAUUUCAUAAAGAGAAAUUUGGUCAAGGCUGUGCUCGAUAGCUCUGAUUUUUUACUCAACUUGUUUGAUUUUAGCGCACCACAGUUUUUAUACCAACUGAUUUCAAUUCGAUACAAAAGCCUGGGGCAACAGCACUCAUUGUUUACAGAAGGUGCACCACUUUUGGCGCCAUUACUGGUGCCUAUUUUCCAAAACCAAUAUCACUCAUCAAGGUCGUCCUCUGUCUCGUCAACCGAGUCUACUGUACCUCGCUCAACUACACCGGCCACAACAUGCAGCAAUUCAUCUAUGUUGCCACCACCACCUCAGCAACAACAAAUUAAUUACCAGAACCCAAACCAGAACCAAAAUCACAACAAUAACAAUAACAAUUCCUGUGCACCUUCUCAAUUUAAUUUUACAAGUGAUGUUUCAUCAAUGCCAACACCCGUCAUUCCAUAUGCUGUAACACAGCAAAGAUCUCUUUUCCAAACGUCUACCCCACCAAGCCUGGCCAAACGGUCUAUUCCAGCACCUUACCAAUUGAAUAAUAACUUGAGUUCAACCAUGAUUCCAGUUUCAUUGCCCCUCCCACGACAAUAUCAGCAACAACAACAGCAGCAACAACAACAGCAACAACAGCAACAACAACAGCAACAACAGCAGCAACAUUUGCAGUCAACUGCAAAUAAGUUUCACAAGUGCAAUUCUUUUGCCCACAGUCAAUGGCGCAAUACUCCAGAACCAUUGGUUGGUCUAAACAUUAGAUGGAACACUUCGCAGUCUAGUGUAACUUCGUCGAUGUCGAAUACCUAUGAGUGCAGUAAUUCUGAUAAAUUUGACAAAUUUGACAAAUUUGAUAAAUUUGAUGUGUUUGAUAAACCGCACGCUUCGAUGAUGAACCAAGGCAGUGUAAGUGGAAGAAGUGAUAGUGUGGGUAGUGCAGCUACAUCGAUGAAUGACAAUGAGAGUCCAGUGAUGCUUACAAAGAAAUUACGGACACUGAUCAACCAGUCGAGAGAAAUGAAGGGAGCUUGGUGA